This is a messenger RNA of Theobroma cacao (cacao), 2399 nucleotides long. Its product is annotated as casein kinase 1-like protein 3. Gene Ontology annotation, biological process: protein phosphorylation. NCBI's taxonomy places the organism in Eukaryota, Viridiplantae, Streptophyta, Magnoliopsida, Malvales, Malvaceae. The record is from RefSeq and is a predicted model, not a curated record. Gene Ontology annotation, molecular function: protein kinase activity; ATP binding.
CCUGUGAUUCUUUAAAAUUUCAGAACGCUCCCCAAUCCUUUUUCCCGUUCCCGACUUCCUUUCCCUCUCGUCAUCUCCGUUCAAUUCUUCUAAAUUCAACAAAAUCCCGAAAACGCCCUUCGCAAAAAGUCACCGUUUUCCCUCGUUCACCUCAUUCCCUCGAUCCCUAAAAAUCUCCCUUUUCUUCAUCAAUUUCUCAAUCGCGAGCCCUAAUUUUCUCUCUCUUUCCCGAAUCCAACCACAAAUCGACUGAUCCUCGGGAAAGUGAGAGAAACAGGGAGAGGAAGAAAUCCGGCUGAUAUAUGGAGAGGAUCGUCGGAGAGAAGUACAAGCUAGGUCGCAAAAUCGGAAGCGGAUCGUUUGGCGAAAUCUUUCUCGCUACUCAUAUUGACACAGGUGAAACUGUCGCGGUAAAGAUUGAAAACAGGCAGACAAAACAUCCACAAUUGCUAUAUGAAGCCAAGCUAUAUAAUAUUCUUCAAGGAGGAAGUGGUAUUGCACAUAUAAAGUGGUGUGGAGUAAAUGGGGAAGAUAAUGUGCUUGUUCUUGACUUGCUGGGACCAAGUCUGGAAGACUUGUUUGUCUAUUGCGGGAGAAAAUUUUCAUUAAAAACAGUCUUAAUGUUGGCUGAUCAAAUGAUUACAAGAAUAGAAUUUAUGCAUGCUAAGGGGUUUCUGCAUAGAGACAUCAAACCGGAUAAUUUCCUCAUGGGUCUCGGCAGGAAAGCGAAUCAGGUCUACAUCAUUGACUUUGGUCUUGCCAAAAGAUAUCGUGAUCCCACCACAAAUCGUCAUAUUCCUUACAGGGAGAAUAAAAAUUUAACAGGGACUGCACGGUAUGCAAGUUGUAAUACUCAUCUUGGAAUUGAGCAAAGCCGUCGAGAUGAUUUAGAAUCGCUUGGCUAUGUUCUUUUGUAUUUCUUGAGAGGAAGCCUUCCUUGGCAGGGACUAAAAGCUGCUACAAAGAAGCAGAAGUAUGAUAAAAUAUGUGAGAAGAAGUUAUCAACACCCAUAGAGGUCUUGUGCAAGUCACACCCUGUGGAGUUUGCAUCAUACUUUCAUUAUUGCCACUCUUUGACAUUUGAUCAAAGGCCUGAUUAUGGAUUCUUGAAGCGCUUGUUUCAAGAUUUGUUUGCUCGAGAAGGAUAUGAGUUUGAUUACAUAUUUGACUGGACCAUUCUAAAGUACCAGCAGACACAAAGGACAAAGACACGUCUUCAAUCAUCUGAUAUGCAGCCUUUUUCUGGAACAAGUAACAGUCAAGCAAUGCCUAUGGAUAAGCUUAAAGGAAUCAAGGAUGCUUCUUAUUCAGGUGAAGCUAUGGAGCAGAGAGGACCACGUAACCUUGGUCGUCCAGAUGUUCGUAUGCAGUUUAGACCUUCAGUUGGUCAAAAUAUGAGUGAGAAACAUAUGGGGGGCAGUUCAGUAAUGCUACCCACUUCAGUUGCUCUGCCUGGUUCCUUGAAAAAAAAUCUGCCAAAAGCAGAGGGGCCAACUGAAGCUGCAAAUAAUGGCCGUGGGGCCAACAAGACUGGUGCUUCAAGCAGCUGGAUGCCAUCAUUUCACAGAAUAUCUUCAGCUAAGUGAUUGGUUGUGAUUUCGGCUUUGGAUUUUAGGGAACCAUAAUUGGUGUUGCAAGUGUCAUGAAGUUUGGACAUUGGAUAGCUCAAGAUCUUUGCUGAGAGAUGGCAGAUUGUGUUAUCUGCUUUCAACAAGGUGGUCAUGAGGGGGCAAAUGUGUGGGAUUGUGCUGGGAUCUGGUCCAUCAAAGCCUGGUUUUUUCUGCAUGCAUAGAUGGGGAGAAUGGUUAAGCCAGUUUCAUGUUUAAUUGUUCGAUGAAUGAUGUGUAAAGUGUUUUCUCCAUUCUUCUGUUAAUAGAUGAUAAGGUUUCAUUUGUGUGAUACGGUUGUUUUGACCUUGUAUCUCAUUUAAUUCAGAUGCAUUUGCUUUCUUUUCUCAUUGCUUCAUAAUUUGGAUCAGAGCCCUUGAUGUUUACCUGGAUCAAUUUGAAUCUAGGUACCUGCGUUCACCAGAGUCUGAAAAAGUACUGUAAUCUAUUGUUUCAGGUACUGGACUAUCUUGUUAGUUUUUGGAGAUUCUUGGUGGAUAUGAGAAGAGUUUAAUUGAUCAAUAGCAGUCACUGCUAAUAUUGAAGUGAUAUGAAGAUAGUUUUGUAAUUAUCCAUUUGGGGUAUGGAUCUGGGAGGUUUAUACCUUAGAGAAUUGAGGUCAAAGGGGAAAGAGCCAUGCUGAGGGCCAUGGCACAUAUUAUAAGAUGGAAACUUAAGCAGUCAAGGUGUCCUGAGUAUUAGGUAGCAUGCUUGCGUUGAAUUCCACCAAAGGUACUGUGGAAGUUCAACAAUGUUUUCCCCAAAUCAAGAAGUCCACAAGUUUGAACCUGA